UGUAUUUGGAUAACGUGGCCCAAUCUUCAAAUGCGUAGUGAUAUGAUAUCUAUGCAUGUAUGAAAAUCUCAACUCACUCUAUACACUACACAACCUUCAUGUGUAGGACAUUGAUUUCAAACACGGACAAGAAGAAAAAGGUCCUUCAUUAACAACUCUAAUUCCCAUUCUGUCCCUCCUCCGGUGACCGGAAAAAAUGGCAGUCUCUGCCAGUGGUCAGUUAAUGCUAUCCUCUACAGUUCAGCUACGUGAGCCAGGAAUGGUGAGCAGUAGGAACUUGAAGGUUGUGAAGUUUUGUAAUGGAGAAAUGAUGGGACGAAAGAUUGAGCUUCAUGCUGCUACCAAUGGUUGCACUAAGAAUGUUUAUAGGAAAAAUAUAUCCAUGUCUCUCACUGCUGAUGUGGCUAGCGAAUCCAAGUUGAAAAAUGCAGAUGUGGAAAAAAGGGAUCCAAGUACAGUUGUGGCGGUUAUACUUGGUGGAGGAGCUGGAACCCGUCUCUUCCCUUUAACUAAGCGACGAGCAAAGCCUGCUGUUCCAAUUGGAGGCGCUUAUAGGCUGAUUGAUGUGCCAAUGAGUAACUGCAUCAAUAGUGGGAUCAACAAAGUGUACAUUCUCACUCAGUUUAAUUCAGCCUCACUCAACAGACAUAUUGCACGUGCUUACAACUCCGGUACUGGAGUCACUUUCGGAGAUGGCUAUGUCGAGGUUCUUGCAGCAACUCAAACUCCAGGGGAGCAAGGUAAAAAGUGGUUUCAAGGCACUGCUGAUGCUGUACGGCAGUUCCACUGGCUCUUUGAGGAUCCCAGGAGCAAGGAUAUUGAGGAUGUUUUGAUUCUUUCUGGGGAUCACCUCUACCGUAUGGACUAUAUGGACUUUGUUAAAGAUCAUCGAGAGAGCGGUGCAGAUAUCACUCUUUCUUGUCUGCCAAUGGAUGACAGCCGCGCCUCAGAUUUUGGUCUAAUGAAGAUUGAUGAUAAAGGAAGGAUCCUUUCAUUUAGUGAAAAGCCUAAAGGAGCAGAGCUCAAAGCAAUGCAAGUGGAUACAACCGUUCUCGGUCUUUCAAAGGACGAAGCUCUAGAAAAACCAUACAUUGCUUCAAUGGGAGUGUACGUCUUCAAGAAAGAGAUACUUCUUAAUUUAUUAAGAUGGCGCUUUCCAACUGCAAAUGACUUUGGAUCAGAGGUCAUUCCUGCCUCAGCUAAAGAAUUUUACAUGAAGGCUUAUCUCUUCAACGAUUACUGGGAGGACAUAGGUACCAUCAGAUCAUUCUUUGAUGCAAAUCUAGCCCUCACUGAGCAUCCAUCCAAGUUUAGUUUUUAUGAUGCCGCAAAACCAAUGUACACAUCAAGAAGAAACUUACCACCAUCGAAGAUUGACAAUAGCAAGAUCGUUGAUUCAAUUAUAUCACAUGGAAGCUUCGUGAAUAAUGCCUUCAUAGAGCAUAGUGUGGUUGGAAUCAGAUCAAGAAUAAACUCAAAUGUUCAUUUAAAGGACACAAUGAUGCUUGGGGCUGAUUACUAUGAAACUGAGGCAGAAGUGGCAGCACAGUUAGCUGAGGGAAGAGUUCCAAUAGGAAUAGGAGAAAACACCAAAAUCAAAGACUGUAUUAUUGACAAAAAUGCUAGAAUUGGAAAGAAUGUUGUCAUAGCAAACUCAGAGGGAGUACAAGAGGCUGAUAGAUCAUCAGAAGGGUUUUACAUCCGUUCCGGCAUCACUGUUGUAUUGAAAAAUUCAACAAUUGAAGACGGGCUCGUCAUAUAACAAACUCACCCAUCAUUUGUUUGAACGAGUUUACCAUGGAUUAGAGGAUUUUUGUUUUUGUUUUUAUGAAUUGUAAAAAUAAAAAUAAAAACACAAUGGAUAUAAAUAGAUUGGCAUAUCAUCCAUCUUAUAUUCCAA
Molecule: messenger RNA, 1900 nt
Organism: Medicago truncatula (barrel medic)
Lineage: Eukaryota; Viridiplantae; Streptophyta; Magnoliopsida; Fabales; Fabaceae
Product: glucose-1-phosphate adenylyltransferase large subunit 3, chloroplastic/amyloplastic
Exons: 15
Coding region: 197-1762 (521 amino acids)
Biological process (GO): glycogen biosynthetic process
Molecular function (GO): glucose-1-phosphate adenylyltransferase activity
Source: RefSeq, a predicted model, not a curated record